Molecule: messenger RNA, 1020 nt
Organism: Chilo suppressalis (striped riceborer)
Lineage: Eukaryota; Metazoa; Arthropoda; Insecta; Lepidoptera; Crambidae
Source: the annotation of a GenBank genome assembly
AUGGUCGUGAUACGCACAAUGAAAGUGAUAUCACUUAUAAUUUCAUGUUAUAUAUUGCUAGUGAACGGUAAAUUAAUAGAAAAAAAUACAGAAAAGAAUCAUGCCACCAAGCAAACUGAAUCACCAAGCUCUAUUCGAAUUUCAAGGCAGGCUUUCUACGACGAAGGAACAGGAAUUUCAAUAGAGGACUAUCAUCGAAAUUACGUUAGGAAGGGGAGAUAUUCUAUUCGGUCACACAAAUACAGCGAAGAGGUAACUCCCAAUAUUGUUCGAGUGUUUAGAGAUUCUGAUGAGAAACGUGUAAAAUCCAAAAAACAGACUGAAGAUACUGUACGAAAACUAAAAAAUUCUAAAGUUUUGAUAAAGAAACCAAUUCCUAAAUUCAACGAAGUAGACGAAGAGGAUUUUCAAGUGAAAGUUAGCAGUUUGCCAAUAAAGGUAGCUGAUUCAGGUGAACACGAAGAUGAAGACUUUAAUUUGGAUGAUUACGAAUUUGAUGUUAAUCAUGACGAGUUUGUCGGAAGGGGUAAACCGUUAGAACCACGAGCAAAACAUAACAAUAACAGAGAUUCUAUUGAAAAUAAAAUACCAAAAUCUAAGUUAACCACGACAUCUCCUCCUCAAAUGAAAAUACAGAGUAAAGUAGUAAUUCCAGCCAGUCCAUCAAAUAUGAAGAGAAGUGCGAUGACUAAAAAAGCAGCUGACAAAAUGAAAGAAGACUAUUAUGAUGACAUCGUGACAACUACAAAAAUACCUGAGACAGAAGUCAAACGUGAGUUUGAUUAUGAACUAUCUGAUGAUUCGGGUAGCAAAGAGUCCUCACAAAAAAAUCUGGUAAGGACCAUCAGGUCGCCUUUAAAUAUAAAGUUGCUGGCUGACAAAAUGGGCGAUAGGACUGCAACAAUACUGUCGAAUAUCCUCGCGUAUUUACCGCUAUUCCCAGAAGCACCGAUUUCUAGUGAGACCAUUACUGAUGUGGCGAACUUGGAUCCGAUUACCGGUAGAGAAUAUAUGUUUUAG